AUGCACGGCCUGUGCCCGCUCCUGCUGCUCCUCGCCGCGCUCUGCCCGCCCGCCCGCGGCCGCCGCGAUGCGCCCGCCAGCAUCGCCGUGGUGGGCGGCGGGAUCGGCGGCUCGGCCGCCGCGUAUUUCCUGCGGCAGAAGUUCGGCCCGGGCGUGCGGCUGGACGUGCUGGAGAAGGCGGCGGUGGGCGGCCGGCUGGCCACGCUGGACGUCGAGGGGGCCGCCUACGAGGCCGGGGGGUCCAUCAUCCACCCCCUCAACCUGCACAUGAAGCACUUUGUCAAGGAAUUGGGCCUCUCAGCCGCCCCAGUCCCGGGCAGCCUCGCUGGGGUUUACAACGGGGAGGAGUUUGUGUUUGAGGAGAGCAGCUGGUACAUCAUCAACGUCCUCAAGCAGCUCUGGCACUACGGGCUCAACCCCCUGCGCAUGUCCAUGUGGGUGGAGGACAUCCUGGACAAGUUCAUGAGGAUCUAUCGCUACCAGAUGCACGACUACGCCUUCAGCAGCAAUGAGCAGCUGUUGCACGCCCUGGGAGGGGACGAGUUCAUGCGGAUGCUGAACCAGAGCAUCGACGAGGCCCUGCAGAGAGCGGGGUUCUCCCAAAAAUUCAUCAACGAGGUCAUCUGUCCGGUCAUGAGGGUUAACUAUGGGCAAGGAGUCAACAUCAAUGCCUUUGUAGGUGCUGUUUCUCUGGCCGGGGUGCAGUCAGGUCAUUGGUCUGUGAAAGGGGGGAACAAACUCGUCUGCCCCGGCCUCCUCUAUGCCGCCAAGGCUGACGUUAUCCCUGGAACAGUUGUGUCCAUAGAGCCAAAAAUCAGACCCAGGCCCAGUGGGGAUCCCGUGAAGCUGUACCAGGUCACCUACAACACGUCCUCAGGGCUGACAGGGGACACGUACGACAUGGUCAUCAUCGCUGCUCCGCUGGGCCGCAGCAUGGCCAACAUCACCUUCAAGAACUUCGACCCUCCCGUCCCGGAAUUCCCAAAUCCCUACCACCAGACUGUCACCACCCUGGUGCACGGGCGGUUAAACACCUCUUUCUUUGGCUACCAGGACCCACAGGCCUUUCAUCUGGGCGGCAUCUUCACCACGGAGAACCCCAAGCUGUUCGUCAACAGCCUGGGGGUGGUGCACCCCGUGGGGGACGCCACGGGGGACGGGAAGCUACCGUUGGAAUCAGCCAUCUGGAAGAUAUUUUCCAACGAAGUGCUCACCAAGGAGCAGCUCACCCUGCUCUUCUCCUCGUACGACUCGGUCAAGGUGAAGUCGUGGCUGGCGUAUCCCCAGUACAGCUCUCCCGAGAAAUGCCCCCCCAUCAUCCUGCACGACCACGUGUACUACCUGAACGGGCUGGAGCGGGCGGCCAGCGCCAUGGAGAUGAGUGCCAUCGCCGCCAGGAACGCUGCCCUCCUCGCCUUCCACCGCUGGCACGGCCGCUCCGACAGGGUCGACCAGGAGGGCCUGCACGAGAAGCUCAAAACGGAGCUCUGACCCCCCGGGUUCAUUAACACUAACGAACAGGAACUCCCUGCUGAGCACACCCAGGGUGUUCGGUACAACUGAGGGACAGGCUUGGAAAAGGCUUUUAAGAUCAUCGAGUCCAACCUCUGACAACACCACCACCAUGGGAAAGACCUUCAAGAGCAUCAAGUCCAACACCACCACCAUGGUCACCUCUCUGGAAAAGACCUUCAAGAUCACUGAGUCCAGCAUCAACCCAACACCACGGUCACCACUAAUUAUGCCACAUCCACAGGGUUUCUGAACGCUUCCAGGGCUGAACAACCCCUUCCCUGAAGAAAAUGUUCCUCAUAUCCAACCUCAACCUCCCGUGGUGCAACUUGAGGCCAUUUGGCCAACCCAGGAGGGGUGAAGUGGCACAGGAGGCAUUCCCAAGCGAGCCAGGACAUUUUCCUCAAGCAAAUGCCUUUUCCUCAAACUCCUCCAGCUAUCCCUGUCUGAGAUUAGAGAAGUCAUUCAAAGUGCCACAUUGACCCCAAAAGUGCCAUAUUGACCCCAAAAGUUCCCUCCCAGCUCAGGAUGACUGUGAAGCCCUGCUGAUAUCCCUAUCCCUAUUCUGAUAACCCUGUGAUAUCCCUUCUCCAGCUUGGAAUAUCCACUCCUUGACUGUCCAUCUCUCUGCCUCAGCUACUUUCCGAAGUGUCUACCAAGUAAUUAUUCCUCAGGGUGGAAACUGGGGUUUAAUUAGCUUCCCAAACUGCUUAUGGGAGGGGGACUUAUGUGCUGCGAGCUGCCAAAAUGGGUGGGAAAGAAGGAAAACCACAAAUAUCCAUCGCUGUAUCGGGGUGUGAAGGAGUUAGUAAGGAUUUCAUGGCCUGAACGUUUUUUAAGGUCAUGAAAUAACAUGAAUAACACCAGAAGUAGCACAAGUUUAACACCCUCUUCAAUAAAUUCAGCCUCCUUUAAAGUUU
Corapipo altera (White-ruffed manakin) is the source of this 2432-nucleotide messenger RNA. RefSeq names its product prenylcysteine oxidase 1 (gene PCYOX1). Gene Ontology annotation, biological process: prenylcysteine catabolic process; prenylated protein catabolic process. The transcript has 6 exons. Gene Ontology annotation, molecular function: prenylcysteine oxidase activity. NCBI's taxonomy places the organism in Eukaryota, Metazoa, Chordata, Aves, Passeriformes, Pipridae. The record is from RefSeq and is a predicted model, not a curated record. Bases 1 to 1491 code for a protein of 496 amino acids.